CUGUUACAUUGGCCGGGCUGCAAUUCUAACGAGCUGUUAUUGUUGUGCCAUCAAGUUACGGUGGUUCACUGACGGUGUUGGUACAAAAUCUUAGCGGUUGUCGUUAACAAAUAAACAGCUGUUUAUGUAGAAUUAGGCAACUGAAACCGUUUGCCUGAGAACAUUGUGACACCCCGCAGACACUCGUCCCGCAGACCCGUUGGACCCACUGUCCUCGAUGGUCGUUUUUUCUCCUGCUUAUCUUUUGUCCAAUUCCAAAGGUUCUCUGUGUUGUGCCUAUCGGAGUCUAUCUGCUGUUGUUACAUUCAAGAGCAACAAUGUCACGUUGGAAGGAUAUGAAUAAGGAUGAGCUAGAGAGGCAGUUUUCGCCCAGCCAGUGGUCGCCCAGAAUGUCGGCAGACGACGUUAUCAAAUCCCACGUGACGGCGCUCAAAGAAGGUACGGAGCGUGCCCGUGGCCUGGCCCAGACCCUCCUCAACGUUCCCUAUGGAGAAGGAGAGGGGGAGAAACUAGACGUCUAUGUUCCCACCACCACUUCUCUAGAUGUCCCACUGGUGAUCUACCUCCAUGGAGGCUACUGGCAGUUCCUUAGUAAGGAGGAGUCCGGGUUUAUGGCCGUCCCAUUGGUCCAUAAGGGCGUCGUGGUGGUCGCCGUGGGUUACGACAUCGCUCCCAAAGGGAACAUGGAUGUGAUGGUGUCUCAGGUGCGGAGGAGUGUGGUGUCCGUCAUUCAACAGUAUUCACACAUUAGUGGUCUGUACCUGUGUGGCCACUCUGCGGGGGCCCACCUGGCUGCUAUGAUCCUCUCUACAGACUGGUCUCAGUACAGUGUGACCCCUCAGAUCAAAGGUGCGUUCCUGGUCAGUGGUAUAUAUGACCUCCUGCCCAUCCUGUCCACCUAUGUCAACGAGCCUCUGAAGAUGACAGAAGAGGUGGCUCUGAGGAACAGUCCUAGUCAGCUGGUUCCGCAGCUCAAACUCUCCUCCUCCGACUGUGAUAUCGUGGUUGCCGUGGCGCAGAACGACUCGCCAGAGUUCCGGAAGCAGUCGGAGGACUACUACAAAGCUCUGGAGUCAACAGAAGGACUGAAGGUAACAUUGGAGGACGUUCCAAACACAGAUCACUUUAACAUCAUCGAGCAGCUAGUCGACGGAGACUACCACCUCACUCAGCUGCUGUUAAAGAUGAUGGGGAAGAGCUAAAGAGAUACAGGGACACUGGCCAAUCAUUGAAGAGAUACAGGAACACCAGACAAUCAUUGAAGAGAUACAGGGACACUGGCCAAUCAUUCAUUUACAUAUCAACCACAAACACCUCUGUUCUGAUGGCUAUUGGCUAAACAAGGUGGUUAGGUAACAGGUAUUAUGUUUUGUGUUACAGAACCUCCGGGGUGAAGAUUCCCUUAGUUACAGUUCUUGGAUCAGUUUUGAUUCCUCUUCACUUGAACUAUUAGUGGGAAAAAAUGCAAAACUGACCCAAGAUCAGCGUAUAGGGGCAACUUUACCCUGCUCCGUUAGAGUGGCCUGAAGUGUUUUUUAAACCCAAAAUCCCCUCCCCACGCUGUCUUACAGUAACAACCAGAUGAAACUAAGUGUGCAUCCCAAAUGGCACCCUAUUCCCAAUAUAUAGCGCUCCGGUCAAAAGUAGUGCACUAUACAGGGAACAUGGUACCAUUUAGGAUGCACACUAUCUCACCGUCUGACCCAGUACUAUCUCACACUACACUAUGGAUUUGUCCCAAAUGGCACCCUAUUCCCUAUAUAGUGCAGUACUUUUGACUAGAGCCCUAUGGGAACCUAUGGGCCCUGGUUAAAUGUAGUGCACUAUAGAGGGAAUAGGGUGCCCAUUUAGGAUGUAAGCUAUACCUCUUCACUCUGUUACUGCUAUAACAACUGGUUUGGGGUCAGCUCUUAGGAAUCUUUUAAGGAAAUGGUCAAACUGAUCCUGGACCAGCCAAAGUUUGACAACAUAAUAUGCGUCCCAAAUUGUAUCCUUAUAUAGUUCACUAGUUUUAACCAGGUCUAUUUCACUAGGUAGGGUAUAGGGUGCCAUUUGGGACUGAAGCAUAGCCUGCCAGGAUAAAGUAGCAACACUUGUUUCCAGAGCGAGUGAGAUAGCUAAUCAGUUAACCAAUCACUAUGCACAAAUGAAUAUUGUCUUCAUUGCAAUUUUGCCAAUGCCAGUCGAUUUCAUUGCUUGUUUUAGUGGCACAGUGUAGUUGAUAACGCGGCGACAGGGGCACUUUUUUGUUUCUUUGUAUUGUUACAUCACUUCCUGUGUUUGUUUCUAAACCUCUCUGAACCAUAGAAAUAGUCCACCCAUUAUGGCGUCGUUGACUUGAAUAAAGAGGCCUGUUCUCUGAACCAUAUUGACUGGGAAUCUUUCCCCACUAUGUUGUUCACCUGUUAUUAUAACUUUAUUCACCUGUCAUUAGAACCAGGGUUCAAAUUAUACAUUGGCUCUUGGGGGUGCAUGAACGACGAGGGUGUUGAGUCUGGCCUAACCCCCCCCCCCCCUGUAAUUCAAACCCUGGUUAUUUUCUAAAGGACAUGAACAGGGUCUGGACUUCUCGUGUUAAGAUUAAGUACAUGACAUGAAUUGAAAUCAGUACGACGAAAGGUGAAUGUUGGCAUUCAAUAGGGUACGUCUCGAAUGGUGAAAAGUAGUGCACUAUAUUAGGGAAAAGGUUGCCAUUUUGGACAUAUGUCAAUGUUUACCUAUAUAAUUGUCAGAUGUGUGUUACACAUGGAAUUAAUUGUAACAUUUACCCCAAAAUAACCUUUUGACACUUGAACUUGUCUCUCACAAUCUAGAACUAAGGAAUACUGUAUUUUGUUUAUUAUUCUACCCUAAUAUGAAAUUGUCAAUCUAGAUUUGCACACUAAAAUGUAAUAAUUGUUUUAUGUGGGUCAUUAUGCUUCUUUGUCUAUUAGCCUAAAUGCUUGUUUACAUUAUUGUUUACAUGACAUGACUAGUAAUAAUGUUGGUGGGAGAAUUAUGUAAAAUAUCACAAUAAAUGUGUAUGUCAUAGAAGUGUG
Salvelinus namaycush (lake trout) is the source of this 3038-nucleotide messenger RNA. RefSeq names its product kynurenine formamidase. The transcript has 11 exons. The record is from RefSeq and is a predicted model, not a curated record. Bases 318 to 1202 code for a protein of 294 amino acids. Gene Ontology annotation, molecular function: arylformamidase activity. NCBI's taxonomy places the organism in Eukaryota, Metazoa, Chordata, Actinopteri, Salmoniformes, Salmonidae.